Molecule: messenger RNA, 2480 nt
Organism: Manis javanica (Malayan pangolin)
Lineage: Eukaryota; Metazoa; Chordata; Mammalia; Pholidota; Manidae
Gene: C6H7orf25
Product: chromosome 6 C7orf25 homolog
Source: RefSeq, a predicted model, not a curated record
UCGCGGCGCCCCUUCGAGGCCGGAGGGAGCUGGGCCGGGCCCGCCUGGCCGGGCAGGGAUGGGAGGAGGGGGCCGUGUUGGCUGCAGCUCGCCUUCCGCCGCGCCCUCCGCGCCCUUCGCGCCCUGUGCCGGUCGCGCGGCGGUAGGAGCCGGAGCCUGUCGAUCUGCCUGCCGAUCUGCCUGCCGAUCUGCCUGCCGAUCUGCCUGCCGAUCUGCCUGCCUGUGGACCGCGCAGGGCCAGAGGCCCGAGGCCCGUCCGGAAGUCCCCGCCGACCUCCGUGCGCCGCGGGCUGCACUCGUGGCGUUUACCUAAUCUUCAGGCUUUUCCUUUGGAGUGGGGGAAGGAAUAAUGUUGUCAGCAUGUCUGCACACUCCAUGCUCUGUGAACGAAUCGCCAUAGCCAAGGAACUGAUCAAGAGAGCAGAAUCACUUUCGAGGUCAAGAAAAGGUGGCAUAGAAGGUGGUGCAAAGCUAUGCAGCAAAUUGAAGGCAGAAUUAAAAUUCUUACAGAAAGUAGAAGCUGGAAAAGUAGCUAUUAAGGAAUCUCAUUUACAGAGCACUAACCUAACACACCUAAGAGCCAUUGUGGAAUCAGCAGAAAACUUGGAAGAAGUUGUUAGUGUUCUUCAUGUCUUUGGUUACACAGAUACCUUGGGGGAAAAACAGACCCUUGUGGUGGAUGUAGUUGCAAAUGGUGGUCAUACUUGGGUGAAGGCCAUUGGCCGGAAGGCUGAAGCUCUACAUAACAUUUGGCUAGGCAGGGGCCAGUAUGGUGACAAAAGUGUCAUCGAGCAGGCUGAAGACUUUCUCCAGGCCAGUCACCAGCAGCCAGUGCAGUAUAGCAACCCUCACAUCAUCUUUGCAUUUUACAACAGUGUCUCCAGCCCUAUGGCUGAGAAGCUGAAAGAAAUGGGCAUAUCCGUGAGAGGAGACAUAGUCGCAGUGAACUCUCUGUUAUGUCACCCUGAAGAGUUCCGACUGAGUGAGAGUGAAUCGGAUGAUGAGGGCCCUGAACUUUUGCAGGUGACCAGAGUAGACCGAGAGAAUAUACUAGCGAGUGUUGCGUUUCCAACAGAGAUUAAGGUCGAUGUGUGCAGAAGAGUAAACCUGGACAUUACUACUUUAAUCACGUAUGUAUCUGCCCUCAGCUACGGAGGCUGCCACUUUAUCUUCAAAGAAAAAGUGCUCACGGAACAAGCAGAGCAAGAGAGGAAAGAACAGGUUCUACCACAGUUGGAGGCAUUUAUGAAGGACAAAGAGUUGUUUGCUUGUGAAUCUGCUGUCAAGGAUUUUCAGUCUAUUCUAGAUACCUUAGGUGGACCUGGGGAGAGAGAGAGAGCCAUUAUGUUAAUUAAACAAAUUAACGUGGUGCCAGACCAGCCUUCCGAGCGUGCCUUGAGACUAGUGGCCAGUUCAAAAAUCAAUAGCCGAUCAUUAACGAUUUUUGGGACAGGAGAUACUCUAAAAGCUAUCACAAUGACUGCGAAUAGUGGUUUUGUCAGAGCUGCCAAUAACCAGGGUGUUAAAUUUAGUGUGUUUAUCCAUCAGCCCAGAGCACUUACUGAGAGCAAAGAGGCUCUAGCCACCCCCUUAGCAAAAAACUACACAACUGAACACUAAUGAUAGCCUUUAAAUAUUGUCAUGGAAGUGAGUGAGUGAUAACAAAGACUGGGUCUUCCCAUCUAAAUUGGAAAAUAAAAAGGCCUUAGUAAAAAUAAUACUUAGAACUCUCAAACCCAUACAGUUGAUUGUGUGUCUUGUCUGUAAAUCAUAUAACCUAAAGUAGAAAAAACUUGAGAGACUUUAUCAAACUAUCUAAAUUAUAGCAAUUACUUCUAUAUAAGGCUUUUGGCUGUAUGACAAUACUUUUAUUUGAUUCAGUAGGGCUGCAGCCCUUUGCUGGUAAUCCUAUUUCGUGGAAUACAGCUAUACAGCAUCUUGCAUUAAAACUUGUUUUUCAUUAUAUUGGUUUAUCCAUUGAUGUGGGUUGCUGGGAGGUAAUAGUUUAUAAUUAACUUUAGAUUCUAGAGUUAUGGCCAUUAUUAAUGUAAAGAAACUUCCUGACAGUAUUGCUAUAUGUUGGGCAGUCUGGUGGGUAUGUUUACAAAGAAUAUAUUAAUAUAGAAGAAAAGUGAAUACUUGUGAUUCAAGUCCCAUGAAUGCAUUGAUACACCUUUGUGAAAAGAAAGCCAACAAUUGCACUACUGUAAACCUAGGAUGUUUAAGAUACUAAUUUGAAUAAAUUGAAAGGAAUUACCUGAAACACUGUAAAAGAAUUCAUAUUUUACUUCUAAGUACAAAAAGCCCCAUGUUGGAAGUAUUUGAAUUAUGAAUACUCCCUCUCUGUUCUUUUUGCAAGUGGCAGUUGACAAUUGCAUUACUUCACUAUUGUGAAACGGUGGUAUAGGAGAUUCCAUGCCUGUUGUAUGGUUGUAUGACACCAGUUGUAGUUAAAAAUAAAUCUUUAUGUCCACAUUGCA